This is a messenger RNA of Epinephelus moara (kelp grouper), 1956 nucleotides long. Its product is annotated as receptor-interacting serine/threonine-protein kinase 3-like. The coding region runs from base 149 to 1501 and encodes 450 amino acids. Gene Ontology annotation, molecular function: JUN kinase kinase kinase activity; ATP binding. Gene Ontology annotation, biological process: regulation of apoptotic process; protein phosphorylation. The transcript has 12 exons. Lineage: Eukaryota; Metazoa; Chordata; Actinopteri; Perciformes; Serranidae. The record is from RefSeq and is a predicted model, not a curated record.
UUCGGGCUGCCAGAGAGCGGGACAGGAAACUGAAACUUGUGCCCUCUUGUUCAGCUGCAGUUUGUUUAGCCUCUUGGUAUGAACUAACUCUUGAAUCUUUAGGCCACACGUGGACAGCAUCUGAGGGGAUAUAUGAUUUCAGCAGGAGAUGGCGGUGUCGAGCCACAAGCCUGUUGGUAAUGACAACUUGGAGAAAUGGGAAUCAGUUGCCUCUGGGGGAUUUGGUCAUGUGUACAAGGCCAGGCACAAGGACUGGGGCUUUGAUGUGGCCAUUAAGAUACUACGUCAUGGCAUCUGCCCCUUCAUGACACUGAACGAGGAGGCUGAUCACAUGGAUAAAGCUUCCUGUGAGUUUGUGCUCAGACGGUAUGGAAUUUAUCAGGGAUGUCCGCCUGGUGCAGGACCAUCCAUGCAAAACGGAAUAGUGAUGGAGUUCAUGAAGGGAGGGUCUGUUGAGUCUCUGCUGAAGGUCCUCUCUGGCCCUCCACCAUGGCCCCUGGUCUUCCGCUUGGCCCAUCAAGUGGCUUUGGGCAUGAACUUCCUCCAUUUCCAUGGCCUUAUGCACCACGACCUAAAGCCAAGUAAUGUACUGCUAACUAUCGACCUUAACGCCAAGCUAGCAGACUUUGGUCUGUGCAGAGUUUCCACCAGUGCUUUGAACAACAAUGAAGGAUCAAGAGAAAAAAGCCUCAGAGAAAUUGGAGGCACAUACAAGUACAUGCCUCCUGAAGCUUUUAAAGAACCAUAUGAACCUCACCGAUCUUAUGACGUCUACAGCUAUGGUAUCCUGCUCUGGUCCAUUGUCACUGGUAAAGAGCCCUAUGGAACAGCUGGUUAUGAUCAUGUGAAGGAGGCGAUCUGUGACGGGCAAAGACCUUCCCUUGUGGAAACUGACCAGAAUAAAGCAGUAGGGUUGAAGGAACUGGUUGUCCUCAUCAAGAAGUGCUGGGAUAGCGAUCCCUCCAACAGGCCUCUUUUUAAAAAGUGCCGUGAAGACACUGAGAAUUUGUUUUCAAAGCACGAGGAGGGAAUUCAUGAGGCAGUCCAACAAGUCUCGGCAAGACUGAAGUCACCAACCAGUAAUCAACAGUCAAACACACGUGUGGCAAUUGAUGUUCCUCCUCAGACACAAGGACAGACAAGGUCAAAUGAUACUGUGGAUUUUGUCAGAUUUACCAGAACUGAAAGGCCUUCAGCACAGGAUUCUUCAGUUUCUACUGAAAGCAUGAGCAUUCAGGAUAAAGCAAAGUUUGUUGAUGCGAACAAGGCGAAGAUAAUUAGAAGCGUUGCCGAGGUCAUGUCAAUAACAGAGGAUCUUGGAGACAUGGUCCAUGGUGAAGCCUACUCAUGGAUCCGAGCUCAGCUGACAAGCCAUGAAAAGAUGAGAGUGCUUUAUGAUAGAUCAUUGCGUUCAGGAGGGGAAGUGGUCAAAGCAGCCUUCUACGACGCCCUCAAAAGCCAUCACCCAGACCUAGUGAAGAGGCUCGGUGGCUCAUCCUAAAGGAAUUGUGGCAUUCCUGCAUUUUCUGCACAGAGAUGUCAAAAGAGUUUCCAUGCCUCUCGUCAUACACUUCAAUACAUUAAUAUAUUUUUAUUCAUUUGUAGCCUACAUAUAUAAUGUAGAAGCCUAAAUGCAAUGCAUGCGAUAAUUUAGUUCAUAAUUGAAAGGAAUAUUUACAGUAUUUACAGGUUGACCUAGUUGCAGUAUAUUUACAGUCAUGCAAUAAGGGAGAGACACAUAUUUUUUAUUGCACUGGUCAAUUUUGGUGAUUUCUGGUGAUUUUCAGACUAAUAAAAACGUCCAAAAUAGCCUACACAUUUAGGUGUUUAUUUAGUUCAGAUUAGUUCAUUAGUUAAAAUCUUUACCCUGCUAUCUUAUUUUUUGCCUAAAAUUGUAUGGAAUUUUACGAUACAUUUCUUUAAAGGCCAUUUUCUCAAAAUGCUCUAAGCCAAAAA